CAGAAUGACUGUGGAUGUAAAUCCAGAAGCAGGCUGGGGAGAGGGAGUCUGGAAUGUCAUACCUGCUGAGAUGUCAAGGAAGCCUCAACUGGACAGACUAAGACUGUGAAUGUGAUUGGAGAAAAGCUAGCAGUCUUGGUGAGAGACAGACUUUGUGUCUUCCCCUUACAAGGAUACACAAGAACAGGGGUCACAAGCCGAUUCAAUCCUGGUCUGCGCAUACUAGUGGAAGAAGGUAUGCUAGCAAGCUGAGGUGUAGGCCAGUCGGCUGAGAUACUGCGGUGCAUUUAGUCGAGCGCUGACGUGUUGUAAAGAUCAAAGGCGAAGAACCACCCAAAUGUCACCUCUGUGCUGCAGUGUUCCUGUCAAAUGCAUUAGGAUGAUGUACUACCACUAAGGCUGUCGCUGUUUCAUACAACGGAAUUGAAUGAGAACCCAGAGAAAGAACAGAGAUCUGGCACAGACACAUUGGCUCAAAUGGUCUCCCACUCUCCUGAAACCAUUUUACAAUUUGAUAAAUGGCGAGUAUGCUGAAAGAAUUGACCCCGAUAAGCUUUCUUUCUUCCGGAUAACAGCUCGGUGGAAUGUGACUGAAAAUCUGAUCAACCAUUCAGAAGCCUCUGCAAAUGGGAACCGUGUUAAAAAUAGUCAACCUUGUUGGUAUGGGUCUGGAGUCACAUGUAGGCCAGUCCAGAUGUUGUCUGACGAACCAUUUCAAUUCAAUCAAAGGCCAUAUGAGGGGAAGCAUUUUUGUAGCUGUUUUGUGUUCCUCUGGGCUGGGCUCGACAUCAACAACAAACCCUUGCAUUCAGAUGGUGCCCUUAACAUGGAGACAGAAAAUUCCAAGACAACGAGGCCCUCUCCUCGCAUUUUUCCUUCAGAGUUUGCGAGAGAGUGAGAAGAAGGAAAGACAGAACCGAAGGGAAAUCCUUGAGGUUAAACAAAAGCACAGGCAAUGUGCAGCGAGGAUUAGCUGUGUGCCGGUAUGAUUUCUGCAUGGACAAAAGUUGGACCCAGCCCUGAAGAUAAAGUUUGGACAAUGUGAAGCUGUGCCACAGCAGCCUGUACCACCGAUCGAUAGCUCCGAAGCGCUACGUUGCGUGGUCCUGCCAGUAAUGGAAUGAUGUUGCCAGUGUACUGUCAUGGUGAUGAAGAAAAUAAUUCCUUCUUGCCAAUUUCUUGCAAAGAUUUGGUGCCUGUUCUCCUUUCUUCCAGUUAUCAUGAACCAUCUCAUCGAUGUUUGAGAUUUGCAACUUUCUCUUGUGGCUCAUUCUCAACCGAGGGGCUCCUGGGUCACACUCAAUGGUUGAAGCCUUGAGCUGAGGGACUAGGCACUCACCCUGUUCAGCUGUGUGUUAACCCAAGAGAACCUUGUGCUCCCAGACUUGAGUGACUGUAAAUGAUUUGCAAUGGUGACAUGAAAUGCAAGAGGGAAGAUUUUUAUUUUCUAAAAGCAGAAACAACCGCGCUACUUUAAAUCUCAGAAAAGGGAGGACAUAAAGCAUGAGUUUCCUGAGCAAACUGCGCCGACUAUUUCGACAGCUCACAUUGCAAGGUGUACUUUUGUUACUGUUUGCCUUCUGCAUGGUGACUGUGUUCAUCUCUGCCUAUUAUCUGUACAUCGGAACCAAACAAGAGACAGAGCCUUCCAGUGAUGCCCAGCAGCCCGACUGUGAUGAUUCCAGAGUCACUCCAUCCAGACUAUUCCCAACCAAACCCAUGAAGCCAGUGGAUGUCUCUCGCACUGACCCUGUGGUCCUGGUCUUUGUUGAAAGCAUGUACACCCAACUGGGGCAGGAGAUAGUGGCCAUCCUGGAGACCAGUCGGUUCAAGUACCACACAGAAAUCGCACCUGGCAAGGGUGACAUGCCCACGUUGACAGAUGAGGACAGAGGCCGCUUUGUCCUUGUCAUAUAUGAGAACAUUUUGAAGUAUGUGAACUUGGAUGCUUGGAACAGGGAGCUGCUUGAUAAGUACUGCAUUGAGUACAGUGUUGGCAUAAUUGGCUUCUUCAAAGCGAAUGAAAAUAGUUUGCUCAGUGCCCAGCUGAAGGGAUUCCCUCUGUACCUCCACUCUAAUCUGGGCCUCAAAGACUGCAGCAUUAACCCCAAAUCACCACUUCUCUACAUCACAAAAGCAAAGGAGGUAGAAAAGGGCUUCCUGCCAGGAGAUGACUGGACUGUUUUCCAGUCCAACCAUUCAACUUACGAGCCCGUUUUGCUCGCCAAGACCAAAUCUGCUGAGAACAUCCUGCACAUGGAGGUGGAUGCUGCUCUUCACACGACAGUAGUCCAGGACCUGGGACUCCAUGAUGGCAUACAGCGAGUGCUGUUUGGAAACAACAUGAACUUCUGGCUCCACAAGCUCGUCUUUGUAGAUGCCGUCUCCUUUCUAACAGGGAAGAAAUUAUCUCUCCCGUUGGACAGGUAUAUUUUAGUAGACAUCGAUGACAUCUUUGUUGGCAAAGAGGGGACCAGGAUGAAGACAGAAGAUGUGAAGGCUUUGCUUGAAACCCAGAAGCAAUUGCGAGUCCACGUUCCAAACUUCACCUUCAACCUGGGUUUCUCUGGAAAGUUCUAUUAUACUGGAAAUGAUGAGGAAGACCAAGGAGACAGCCUUCUUCUGGCUAAUGUGGAUGAGUUCUGGUGGUUUCCUCACAUGUGGAGUCACAUGCAACCCCAUCUCUUCCACAACCAGUCAGUGCUGGCCGAGCAAAUGCUCCUCAACAAGCAGUUUGCACUGGAGCAUGGUAUCCCCGUUGACAUGGGUUACGCAGUAGCGCCUCAUCAUUCUGGAGUUUACCCUGUUCACAUCCAGCUCUACGAAGCGUGGAAGCACGUCUGGGGGGUGAAAGUCACAAGUACAGAGGAAUACCCACACUUGAAACCAGCUCGAUUCCGACGAGGACUCAAACACAACGGUAUCAUGGUUCUGCCUCGUCAGACUUGUGGCCUUUUCACACAUACAAUAUUCUACAGCGAAUACCCCGGAGGGCCCAGAGAAUUGGAUAAGAUCAUUAAUGGAGGAGAGCUCUUCCUCACUGUUCUGCUUAACCCUAUGGAGAGACAAACAGCGAGCUCUAAUUCUGGUUCUCAAACAAGCAGCCUUCUCUGCAGCUACAGAUGGAGCUGUGUCAAGUGGGAGCUAAUUGUGGUGCCUGAACAGGAGGAAGAUCACUGCGUUGUGCCAAGUCCUACUCAGGCCUGGGAGUGGUGUUGUGAAAAGGGAGGAUUCGCAAACAUUCCUGCUACGCGUGCAAAGGUGCAGUUUUGUGAGAUAAUGAUGUUUGUGUACCCAGUUGAUUUUGCAAUGAUGGAAUUCCUCGAUCCUUGCGAAGAUAGGAGGCACAAGGAUAUCUGGUCAAAAGAAAAAACAUGUGAUAGACUUCCGAAACUUCUCAUCAUUGGACCUCAAAAGUCAGGUACCACAGCUCUCUAUCUAUUCCUCACUAUGCACCCGGAUGUCACCAGCAAUUCUCCAAACCCUGACAGCUUUGAGGAGUUGCAGUUCUUUAAUGGACCGAACUAUCAUAAGGGCAUUGACUGGUACAUGGACUUUUUCCCCGUUCCAUCCAACACAAGCUCGGAUUUCUUCUUCGAGAAGAGUGCAAAUUACUUCGAUUCUGAGGUGGCCCCAAAACGGGCAAUGGCCCUGUUGCCAAAAGCGAAAAUCAUCACCAUUCUGAUCAAUCCCGCCGACCGGGCUUACUCCUGGUACCAGCAUCAGCGAGCUCACGAUGAUCCUGUAGCCUUGAAGUACAGUUUCUACGAGGUUAUUACUGCUAGGUCGGACACAAUGCCAAAGCUCAGAGCUCUCCGGAAUCGCUGUCUCUUUCCAGGCUGGUAUGCGACACACAUCGAGCGCUGGUUUAACUACUACCAUGCCAACCAGAUUCUCGUUCUCGAUGGACAACUACUCCGAACAGAGCCCGCUGCAACAAUGGAAAAGGUGCAGAAGUUCCUGGGCCUUCGAAACAUUGCUGAUUAUCACAAGCUGCUGAUAUUUGAUCUGAAGAAAGGCUUCUGGUGUCAGCUGCUGGAUGGCAAUAAAUCAAAGUGCCUGGGGAAAAGUAAAGGCCGGAGGUACCCAGAGAUGGACAGUGAUUCAAGAGCUUUUUUACGAGAAUACUACAGAGAUUCCAACAUAGAGCUUUCGAAGUUGCUGUAUAAACUGGGACAGAGCCUACCCACAUGGUUGAGGGAGGAACUGCAGAACAACAGAUGUCUUGAUUUGACAUGGGCACCCAUCACAUCGUUUCAGUUCGGCCAAGUGAAAGAACGGGUGGACCUCUGGGUAAAAUGAAUGGUGCCAGUUUUCUUCUUUGCAAGAGGUGGUGAGGUGGGUGCUGUCGGACGCUCAUUUCCCACCAGCUUUCCAAGGAAAUCCCGCAGUUAAAAUGCCAGGAUCCCUUCGCUGAUAGCUGGUGGAUGCACGCGCUCAGUCAGUGUCUACUUCCAUCGUUUAUUGCAUAAUCAGUCAGUAAGAUACCAGAGGUGCUGUUCUUGUACACCUCCAUCCAGAACACCCCACUUUCAGGCACUGCAGAAAUCCAAGGAGAAAAGAAUCGCAUUUGCUUUUGCCACAUGAUGCCUUGUAUUUGAAUAACUCCGUGAAGCAGAAGAGCCGGAGAUCCUUGGAUGUAAAGAAUUCAUAAGGAUUUAGGGCAUUUCUGUGUUCUGUGUGAACAGUGUACAAUUCCUAAGUGCAUUUUUAGUAGCCCUGACUGCAAGGUUUGGCACUGUGGUUUACAAAGCACAUUGACUGAGUGACCCUGUAAUCAAUCAUGGUUCAGUUUUGUUACAUUGUGCAAUUAACAUGGAAUUUGUGUUCUCAUUCAUGUCACCACUCUCUGAUCUUGAAAAGUGUUCUUAUAAAUGUAUAAAAAUGUUCAUUUUUUUGUAAAAUUGUCAGUAUUGCAUUUCCUGCUGUUACAUCGCGUUGUAAAGUGGAGGCGUUGUAGAUAAACAC
Rhincodon typus (whale shark) is the source of this 4968-nucleotide messenger RNA. RefSeq names its product N-deacetylase/N-sulfotransferase (heparan glucosaminyl) 1b (gene ndst1b). The coding region runs from base 1504 to 4302 and encodes 932 amino acids. NCBI's taxonomy places the organism in Eukaryota, Metazoa, Chordata, Chondrichthyes, Orectolobiformes, Rhincodontidae. Gene Ontology annotation, cellular component: Golgi apparatus. The transcript has 23 exons. Gene Ontology annotation, molecular function: deacetylase activity; heparan sulfate N-sulfotransferase activity. The record is from RefSeq and is a predicted model, not a curated record.